AUGUUACCAGUAGGCAGCUUAUAUUCGGUAGGAACACGCCUAUCUGAGUACGCCAGGAAACUACCACAAGAAAAUCCAAAUGUUCGGAAGAGGUACUUAGAUAAAAUAAAGGCAGUGCAAUUUCACGACCCUUACAUGAUGCAAGUAUCGGACGAUUUACCUACAAAGGUAACAACGGGCCAUGUCGUAGAUUACCUGUUAAAUUUUAAAUCCCCGUAUACCGGUAAUCCUGUGAAAAACAUUCGAAGUCUGGAAGCUUACCGGAAAUUCGAAGCAGGUUUUGUCCAGUCUGUGAAAGGACGGAUGUUAGGCAGCCAGUACGUCGUGGUUGGGAAGGUCGCUCAUUCCAUGCGCCUCAACGAGAAACCACUAAAUCCUUGGGUGAUUGUGGAAAAAGAAGGAAGUGUUUUAUCAGCUCAUUGUGACUGUACCGCCGGUAUCAGCGAAACUUGUUCGCAUGUAAGUGCUGUACUGUAUGCGUUGGCCAAUCUUCAUUCAUUACAACGAAUAGAAAGGUAAUUAGUUGUCGUCUGUAUAACGCAUAUUCUCACAUUGUUGUAUAUUUAGAUAACAGUAACCGAUAUUCCUGCGUAUUGGAAACAACCACGCAAGCGUAUUAAGGAUGAUCUUUACAAGAAGGUCCAAGAUGUGGAUUACGGCAGAACAAUUAAACGAUUCUACGAUACUAAAAUGAAUAAAAGUCGACAAGAUUUUAUUGAGUUACUGGAACUCAUUAAACAGGACGGUAAUGAUGUUGCAGUCUUUGGAUCGCAUUGUGAUAAUGCAAAUUCCACCUGCAUUCAGUGCUUAGCGGAUCAUUGUCCAGAUGAAGUGAUCCUGAAUAAAUCGAUUCUCCUACAAAAAAACUUCGACAUGAAAUAUGUAGGAAAAAGUUUGGAAGAGUUGAGAACAAUCGGUAAAAGUCUGCAGUUAAUGCUAACCGAAACUGAUGUUGGAUUGAUUGAAAGGUUAACCAGGAAACAAUUCAAUUCCAAAAUUUGGCAUUGGGUACGAAUCGGUAGAAUCACGGCAUCGAUUUUGAAGGAAGUGGUUUCUGCAUCAAAUGAGUACCCACCACCUAAACGAUCGCUGUUAAAGCGUAUUUGUCACCCAUACAAUGAGAAAACCCCUAAUACACCAGCAAUAGCGUAUGGCAGGCAAAAAGAGGCAGUGGCCAAACGAGACCUUGAACAUAUCCUUAAUAAAACCCACGAGAAUCUAAGAAUUUUGGAUAGCGAUAUUGUCGUGGAUGCAAAAUAUCCAUUCAUGGCUGCAUCUCCAGAUUGUUUCGUACAGUGUUCGUGCUGUGGAAGUGUACCUGUUGAAAUAAAAUGUCCUUACCGGCUCAGUGAAAACAGUCCCUUGAACCAGCAGCUUACUCUACGGGACAUAGCGAAUUUAAAGGAUCCCUUUAUUCAAUUUGAUGGCGAUAGGGUAGAAAUGGUAAAAAGCCAUAAAUAUUAUUAUCAAGUACAGGCUCAGAUUUUCAUAACACAGUCAAAUUAUGGUUUGUUUAUGGUUUGGAGUAAAAAUGAAAAACUUAUUAUAAAUGUUCCACGAAAUGAUGGUUUCUGGGAGAACAGUCUCUUUAGGAGUCGAUUAUAUUUCCAUAAUAUUGUGAUCCCUGAAUUGUUGGGCAACUAUUACACUUCUAAUAUGAAAUGA
Topomyia yanbarensis is the source of this 1665-nucleotide messenger RNA. RefSeq lists its product as uncharacterized. Gene Ontology annotation, molecular function: zinc ion binding. The transcript is spliced from 2 exons. The record is from RefSeq and is a predicted model, not a curated record. Lineage: Eukaryota; Metazoa; Arthropoda; Insecta; Diptera; Culicidae.